CACCGCUCGAGCACUAAAAGCUCUCCAGUCUGUAGUGCACAAGUCUGUAACACCGUGCACCGCUGAAGGUCCACUAAAGGUGUGUGUAUAAACAAACCUGUCUACUGCUGUGUAAGUUUACGCACAUCAACAACCUCUGAAUAUCUCGACUACAUCCAGCCAUGGUGGACAAACUGGCCUCUGUAGGACGCAUGCUGUUGCGGCGCCGUGCUCUAGACUUUUCCAGCGAGGAGACCCGAUUCGCCCGUUGCCUCUCCACCCUGGAUCUGGUGGCUCUGGGCGUGGGCUCUACACUCGGUGCUGGUGUCUAUGUUUUGGCUGGAGAGGUAGCAAGAGAGAAGGCAGGUCCUGCUAUUGUCCUCUGUUUCCUUGUAGCAGCGCUGUCGUCCAUGCUGGCAGGACUUUGCUAUGCAGAGUUUGGGGCUCGAGUACCCAAGACGGGCUCGGCUUACCUGUACAGCUACGUGACCGUGGGAGAAAUCUGGGCCUUUAUUACUGGCUGGAACCUCAUCCUGUCUUAUGUCAUUGGUACGGCCAGUGUUGCUCGAGCCUGGAGCUCCACCUUUGAUAACCUGAUAGAACAGCGUAUCUCCAGCUUCUUCCGGUCAGUCAUGGCCAUGAAGGUUCCAGGCAAUGUGCUUGCUGAAUAUCCGGACCUGUUUGCCCUCAUUCUCAUUCUGCUGCUGACCGGUUUGCUUGCUUUUGGUGUGAGUGAGUCUGCUCUCGUCAACAAAAUCUUCACUGGAAUCAACCUGGUGGUGUUGGGCUUUGUUAUGAUCUCAGGCUUCGUAAAAGGCAAUACAGCAAACUGGAAUCUCACCAUGGAUGACUUUUUCAAUGAUACCAACAUCACAGCAGCAAAAGAGGUGGAGAGAUCUUUUGGAUCUGGUGGCUUUGCACCAUUUGGCUUCAGAGGCAUCUUGGCUGGUGCGGCCACCUGUUUCUACGCCUUCGUGGGUUUUGACUGCAUCGCAACAACAAGUGAGGAAGCCAAGAACCCGAUGCGCUCCAUCCCUGUGGGGAUCGUUGUGUCAUUGCUCAUCUGCUUCUUUGCAUACUUCGGUGUGUCAGCCGCACUCACACUAAUGAUGCCGUAUUACAAGCUUAAUACCCAGAGUCCUUUGCCUGAGGCCUUCAGCCAUGUAGGCUGGGCACCAGCACGAUACAUCGUGGCCGUGGGUUCACUCUGCGCCCUUUCGACGAGUCUGCUGGGCUCCAUGUUUCCCAUGCCACGUGUAAUCUACGCCAUGGCCGAGGACGGGCUGCUUUUCCGCUCUCUGUCCAGCAUGAACAAGCGCACCAAAACCCCGCUUCUGGCCACGGUUGUGUCUGGCAUUGUAGCAGCACUCAUGGCUUUCCUGUUCGACUUGGCUGCGUUGGUUGACCUUAUGUCUAUUGGCACAUUGCUGGCCUACUCCCUGGUGGCUGUGUGUGUUCUCAUUCUCAGAUACCAGCCAGGAAUGCUUGGCUCCUCCAGUCAGAGUGAAAAACUGGUAGAGUUAGUGGGAGGUGAGAAGGUGGCGGUGUCUGGAGACAGUGGUGAUGAAUACGGUCUUGACUCAGGUGAUCACCUCCCCAGAGAGAAGUUCUCCUUCAAGCUGCUCUUUGUUUCUUCAAGGGACAGCCCAACCAAAAUAUCUGGAGCAAUCGUCUAUGCUGUAACUGCGAUUAUCUCCGUACUGAUCACCGUGCUGUGUGUGGUGUUGGCCGUGUGGCUGGAUGAACUGAUGGCAGGCGAUCUUGUGUUAGUGGCCGUGUGCACUAUUCUCACGUUGCUCUGCUUCUUCUGUGUCAUCAUCAUCUGGAGGCAGCCUGAAAGCAAAGAAGCACUCACCUUCAAGGUGCCUCUUCUGCCUUGGCUGCCUCUGUUUAGUGUUUUUGUCAAUAUCUACCUCAUGAUGCAACUGGAUCUGGCCACGUGGUGCCGCUUUGCAGUUUGGAUGGCUGUUGGAUUCAUGAUCUACUUCUUUUAUGGGAUCCGGAACAGCAGCGAGGCAUUGAACAGCACCCAGAGAAAAAAGAAUAAGAAGACCCCCAUUUAUUUAGUAGGCGAUGACAGUGAGGUGGAAGCCAUGUCUCCUUGAUAACCAGAGAAGUAGCUCAUCUCUAACCAUGAAGUUCUAUAUUUAUAAAGUGAAGUCUACAAAUUCAGUGUUACACAAUUGGAAAUCUUGAUUAUAGAUUGUGUCGAGCAUUUUAUUUAGAAAAACAAACACCCGAAAAUAAUUAGACUGUGUUCAGUACAUGAAAUCAGUAUGAUGUAGAAAGUUUUACUUGACAUUGAUAGCCUAAGCGGCUGGUAUUAGUACAGUACAGAUAAAUACUAGCAGUGUUCUAGCUGAUGGAUGCUAGUGUACUCAGACAUACUGUAGAAACUGGUGUCUGUUAGACAUUAGGCCAAGUGUAUACAGGGUAUUUGUGAACAUGUGGCGAUUGUUAGUUGUUUGUAUUAUCUUAUUGUGAUUACACCGUCUGUUAAAACGGAGCCCUUUUGGGAGAGAGCUGCUACAAAGAACCAUUGUGAGGUCCGGCCAUAUUGUGUGUAACUUGGUGUGAUGUUAGUUACUAGAGUGACCUCUAGUGGCUAAUGUACAAAAUGCAACAUCAGUUCUUUCCCAGUGAGCGGCUUGUUUACGCUUUAAAAUAAUUGUAACGUUACACUUUAACAUUGUGACGUUACGCUUUAACAUUGUGAUGUUACGCUUUAACAUUGUGACGUUACGCUUUAACAUUGUGACGUUACGCUUUAACAUUGUGACGUUACGCUUUAACAUUGUGACGUUACGCUUUAACAUUAAUGUGACCUUACGCUUUAACAUUAAUGUGACGUUAAUCUUUAACAUUAAAGUGACGUUACACUUUAACAUUCGUAUGACGUUACAGUGACCUCUAGUGGCUAAUGUACAAAAGACAACAGCAAGUGAACAGAACAGUAAAUCGCUACAUUUUGACUUUGCUUGUUUACGCUUUGACAUUCGUCUCUAAGACCAGUCAGUGUUUAUGCAGUUUAUUCAGUAUUAAGGAAAAAACCUUAAGAUUUGAAUAGAUAUUGUUUAUUUUAAAAUUAAGAAAUAGAUAUAUCUACUAUUACCAGUAAUGGAUUAGUACUGUAGAAUGUCUGGGUGGGAUGGAAAUCUGUGUGUGUGUGGGGUUGGGCAACUGGAGAGCAAUUCUUUUGUUGUUUAAGUUUGUAAAAAAAAAAAAAAAAAAAAAAAAAAAUACUUCAAUUCUAAUGCCCUUUUAUAACCCAAAAAAUGAAGUAUCUAAGAGACUAGACAGACUCUGAAAUGGGAUUUGAUGAAAUCUGGAAAGUGAUUGGGGAAAAAACUGAUCCCAAACUGCACUGGAAAUAAUUGUCAAUGGCAUUUUUGAUAACAGCUGUAUUAAAACUGGAAUGUGAAGGUCUUAUGUACUGGAUGUGCUUAAUUCACAAAAUGAAUACAUUUCUACAUUUAGAAAUGACAUCCAGAAACAGUAUAUUUUCCUAAAGCUGCUUUGUUCAAUGUCCAUUAUACAAAAAUCCUAAAUGAAUUGGUUAUGAAUGGAAUUUGUAUCUCACACUAGGGAUACUUUUGAGUAAAAAAAAAAACAAAAAACAGUAAAUUCUAUAAUAUAAAUAGGAUUAUUAUAUAAUAAAAACAGUAAUUUUAUAUAAUAAAAUAUACUAAUGUUAUAUAAUAAAAACAGUAAUAUUAUAUAAUAAAAAAUAUUUUUAGUUUCCAUUGAAACUUUUUUUCUUUUUUUUUGUUGCUGUGGACGAAUACAUUUUUUUCUACCAUUUUUUUUGUCACAUUACUUCUAAUGUAGUGUAGUUGUAGUGCACUGUUGUAUAUAUUAUGCUAUGAUAUUCUAACUAAUUUUACCUUUCUUGCUUUGUCUAUAUUUGAUGAACUAAUUAUUCCUGCUUUCAUGUAAGUUUAGACAUGUAUUUUUGUACAGUAUUACCAUAUUAGUGUAUGUUCAAUAUAUGAAAUGUAUCUAUUUACAUGAUCUCUCCAUGUAAAUAUUCAUUGCUGUGAGAUACAUUAUUGUCAUCUUUAAGGCAUUUCACAUUGGACAUUGUUUUUCUCCAAUGCAGAACUGUGCCUGAAGUUAAAACUCCUCCUUGAAGAUCCUUGUGGCUGGUUAGACGCCUAUGUUUACCAAGCCAUUUGCCUUUCAGUUUCACUUUAAGUGUAUAUUUUAUCUUUGUAUUAAUCUGUCACUGGAUUUUGUACACUGUAAAUAAAUGUCAUGUAAAAUGUUUUUUUUGUUUUUUAAUAAAAUUGUAAUUCUUGA
Molecule: messenger RNA, 4278 nt
Organism: Tachysurus vachellii
Lineage: Eukaryota; Metazoa; Chordata; Actinopteri; Siluriformes; Bagridae
Gene: slc7a3a
Product: solute carrier family 7 member 3a
Exons: 12
Coding region: 162-2084 (640 amino acids)
Biological process (GO): transmembrane transport; amino acid transport
Cellular component (GO): plasma membrane
Molecular function (GO): amino acid transmembrane transporter activity
Source: RefSeq, a predicted model, not a curated record